Amphiprion ocellaris (clown anemonefish) is the source of this 2722-nucleotide messenger RNA. Its product is annotated as phosphatidylinositol 5-phosphate 4-kinase type-2 beta. The transcript is spliced from 10 exons. The record is from RefSeq and is a predicted model, not a curated record. Gene Ontology annotation, biological process: phosphatidylinositol metabolic process. The coding region runs from base 455 to 1693 and encodes 412 amino acids. Lineage: Eukaryota; Metazoa; Chordata; Actinopteri; Pomacentridae. Gene Ontology annotation, molecular function: phosphatidylinositol kinase activity.
ACGCCAUCUUGAGGAGACCCCGAACGCAGCGCUGGUUGGAGGCGACUGACAACAAUCUGAGGCUCAUCAUGACGGGAUUACUCACCUCCAAGUAACGCGGCAGCGCUCCAGUUUCGGGUCACAGGCGUCCAGGGGACAGAAGAGGAGCCGCUCGGCGACGGUUCACCGCUCCGGGUCGUUUUUAACCGAGAGAGGCAGCGCUGUAGUCCGAUGGCCGGCUAGCUGCUCCGUGGACUCCGCCGCGGCCUGCUCGGGAGGAGGAAGGGUGGUGACGGCGCAAAAUGCUCUACCGCUGACUCCCAACAACACGGUCAUCCUGCCCAGAGACCCGCUGCGAGUUGGACGACGAGCACGAUGCACUUAUAGAUCUUUUUAAACGCUCUUAACUUCCCGAUUUUUGUUUCCGUUGUGAGCCACAGUGAGCGCCGUCUUGCGUACCCUGAAUUCCCGAGACAUGUCAUCCAACUGCACCAGCGCAGCGCCUGUCAGCGCCAGCAAAACCAAGACGAAAAAGAAGCAUUUUAUAGGACAGAAAGUGAAAUUAUUCCGUGCAAGCGAACCCAUUCUCAGCGUUUUAAUGUGGGGUGUCAACCAUACGAUUAACGAGUUAAGUAAUGUGCCUGUACCAGUUAUGCUGAUGCCAGAUGACUUUAAAGCCUACAGUAAGAUCAAAGUGGACAACCACCUAUUUAACAAAGAAAACCUGCCUAGUCGCUUUAAGUUCAAAGAGUACUGUCCCAUGGUGUUCAGGAACCUGAGGGAGAGGUUCUGCAUUGAUGACCAGGACUACCAGAACUCUCUGACCCGGAGCGCCCCGCUCAACAGUGACUCCCAGGGUCGCUUUGGCAACCGCUUCCUCUCCAGCUACGACCACCGCUUUGUAAUCAAAACCGUGUCCAGUGAGGACAUCGCUGAGAUGCACAACAUCCUAAAGAAAUAUCACCAGUUUAUAGUGGAGUGUCAUGGCAACACGCUGCUCCCUCAGUUCCUGGGCAUGUACAGGCUAACAGUGGACGGAGUGGAGACGUACAUGGUGGUGACCCGGAAUGUAUUCAGCCAUCGCCUCACUGUACACCGCAAAUACGACCUAAAGGGUUCUACGGUCUCAAGGGAAGCCAGUGACAAGGAGAAGGCUAAAGAACUCCCCACUUUUAAAGACAACGACUUCUUGAAUGAAGGCCAGAAGCUGCAGAUAGGAGAUGACAACAAGAAGUACUUUCUGGAGAAGCUAAAAAGGGACGUCGAGUUCCUGGCCACCCUGAAGAUCAUGGACUACAGCCUCCUGGUGGGGAUCCAUGACGUAGAGCGAGCAGAGCAAGAGGAGAUGGAUGUGGAGGGCGGCGGCGAGGAGGACGAGUACGAGAACGACGGGAUGGGAGGCGGCGUGCUCACCGGCUCCUUUGGCACGCCUCCCGACAGCCCCGGAAACCCCCUCAACUGUGGGGGGUUCUUCAGCCCCGGGGAGUUCGACCCCUCUGUGGAUGUUUACGCAAUCAAGAGCCACGACAGUGCUGUGAAAAAGGAGGUGUACUUCAUGGCGAUCAUCGACAUCCUUACGCACUAUGACGCUAAGAAAAAAGCUGCACAUGCUGCCAAAACUGUGAAACACGGGGCGGGGGCCGAGAUCUCGACAGUGAACCCGGAGCAGUACUCCAAACGAUUCUACGAGUUCAUGUCCAACAUCUUAUCAUAGACUCAUCUCCCAGUCCAGUCAGUUCUCAUCAUAGAUCUAUCAAACGCCACUUACUUAUUUCUCUCCUCCUGCACCUCCGUGUAGGUCCGUCUCCCUUCCGCCUCUUUCUCUCUGCUCUCUUUUAAAAGAAAAAAAACAACAAAACUUCCAGCGUCCUCCCACAGCCGGGACCAGCCUGGCAGGACGGACGCAUUCAGCCUGUUACAGUCCCCACAUCACCACCUCCACCACCACCGCCUCCUCAAACUUGUGAAAACCCCUCACCGAAUCUGGAUCCUGAUAAUCUCCCUGUCCUGUUUUUUAAAAAAUGUCCUCCUCAGCCACCUUGUUGCUCCUCACGCCAGCACGGAAACUGUCUCACUAAUGCCUUGAACGAGUGUGUCAGCUUCAGCAGUUAACAGUCCGUUAGUAGAGUCUCUUCGGUUUCUGUUCAUGUUGUUGUUCUUAUGAUUUCUAUUAAACACACAAACACACACACCAAUGUAAACACAGAUGCAGAAUGGUCAGAUUGCAUGACAAACUUCUUCGACAGUCGUCAUCAGGCUUCUCUCUCAGCAACAACAAAAAAAAAAAUAAUGAGGCAAAUUUGGAAUGACAGGAUAAACACAUUAAUAUAUAAUGGUGUAUUAAGUAAAUGAAUGCAAUAUCAAAAAUGCAUGGCUGACGUGUACAUGAGACUCCACCGGUCGAAACAUCAAACCACUGAACUUCUGAGUGUUAUGACGAAAACAAAAAAAAAAAGAGAAAAAAAAUCGGUGUUUGAAUGUUAUGUUGCCAUAUUGUUUUUGAAUAUUUCUCAAAAUUUUAACCGUGAGCUUGGUGGAGGUUGGUCUAAGAAAAAAAUUUACAUAAAAAGGGGAAUUCUGCAGCAAAUACUUGUUUUAUUACCAUAAGGAUCAUUUUUAUAUCUUGUUUACAUUAAUGUAGCAAUUUUGUGUUUGUAUACAGUAUUGUUUUGUUACCAACAGACAUUAGGAAAAAAGGUUACUUGAAAAUGACUCAUUGCAUAUUAAAGGGAGUUUUAUCUUG